AUGGCGGCAGCGGAGGCAGAAAGGGAGCGAGACGCACCGCGCAGACGCAAAGAGCCCGCGGCGCGCAGGUUCUUCUGGGGUCUGGAGAAGAUGUUCUGCUGCCAUUCUCAGGGGUACAACCUGAUUAUCAUGGUAACUGUCCUUGUGGGACAAGCCUUGGGCUGCAGUCGAUGGGACUUGGCUAUCUUUAGCAGACGCUGGAAUGGAAGGGGUGAGGCUGGGGAGCCUCCUGCCCUGUCAGGGAGGUUUGUUCUUGGCUGCAGUCCCCUCCACAGGCACCAGACCCUGGUGAAGGGUCCCAGUGGGCUCGCACCCGUGGACCGGCUGCUGCAGUUCCUGGUGGACAGCUCCAGAGACGGCAUGGAGGUGGUGAACUGUGCCAACUGCGGGCUGGAGUGCAGCAAGGAGGACGCUGAGACCACGUACUUCUGCAACACCUGCGGGCAGCCGCUGUGUGCUCACUGCCGUGAAGAGGCGCACAGGGCACGCAUGUUUGAGAGCCACAACAUCGUGGCCCUGGGCCAGAGAAGCCACGACGUUAUCCAGAAGUGCUCUCUUCGGGAGCCUUUCAUCCUGUUCUCCACGGACAAGAAGUCUUUGUUGUGCAUCCGUUGCCUCCGGGACCUGCAGGAGGAGAGCCGGGCCCACUGCGUGGACCUGGAAUCCGCUUACCUGCAGGGCUGCGAGCGGCUAGAGCAGGCAACGAUGGCGGCAAAGGCCCUGCAGAAGGCCACUCGGGAGGCCAUGGAGCUGCUGCAGGCCAGGCUGGAGGAGGUGCGUCCCAGCGCUUCCGAGGAGGAAGCAGCUAUCCACGCCCUCUUCAGCAGCUUGCAGGACAAAUUGGCAGAGAGAAAAGCUUUGCUACUACAGGCUGUGCCGAGCCAAUACGAAGAGAAAGACAAGGCUUUCAAGGACCAGCUCUCCGGCCUAGCUGCCUUGCUGCCCACCCUGCAAGUUCACCUGGUUAUCUGCUCUUCCUUCCUCAACCUGGCCAACAAGGCUGAAUUCCUGGACCUGGGCUAUCUGAUGGAGAGGCUGCCGGGCAUCGCGGCGCGGCCGCACCGUCUACGGCCAGCUCAAAGCAGCAAGGUGCUGGCCGGGGGCUCCGGACCCCAGGCGCUGCGGGGGCCCCGCUGCCCCUCCCCAGCGGGGAAGGGGUCAGGGUCGCCGGUCCGGAAACCCUCGCCGCACGGAGCCGUCAGCACCCAGGUGCUGCUGGCCGAGGGCGCGGACACGCCCUUCACCGAGCGGGGUCGGCGCUACGAAGAGUCCUACCGGGGGCUGCAGGGGGAGGUGCAGAGCCUGAAGGAUCAGGUGCAGGAGCUGCACCGCGACCUCACCAAGCACCACUCGCUCAUCAAGGCCGAGAUCAUGGGGGACAUCCUGCGCAGGUCCCUGCAGCUGGACGCGCAGAUCGCCUCCGAGAGAGCUGUCUUCCAGGAGAUUUGGGAGGAAUCCUACCAUCACAUGGCUAAGGAGCAGGAGAUUUAUGAAGCCCAGCUCCAUGACCUUCUCCAGCUGAAGCAGGAGAAUGCCUACCUGACCACCAUCACCAAGCAGAUCAUGCCCUAUGUUCAUUCCAUCGCCAAGGUGAAGGAGCGGCUGGAGCCCACCAUCCAGGCACCUGCAGACGAGCAGUCAGAGCGCCUGCAGAACGCACAUGAUGACAGCAGGAACAGUGAGGCGCUGGCCAGGAAUGAUCCAGUAAGUAUCACAGAGGAGAGAGAGACAUCCGAACCUACAGCCAACAGCAGGGCCCUGAGUGGCUUCUUAGACCUCACACCCAAGCAGAGCACUGGGGUGACACCCGCCAUGGAGAGCACCCAGCCCCACCCUGACUUUGUACACUGGGCCUUCACCAGCCUGCUUCACUUUUGUCUGUGCUCCUAUGGCACCAAGUCCUGGCAAGGGGAUUUGCUCUGGUGGGAAUGGUCUGGAGAAGCUGAGGACCGACUCCACCCAUGA
Molecule: messenger RNA, 1965 nt
Organism: Dipodomys ordii (Ord's kangaroo rat)
Lineage: Eukaryota; Metazoa; Chordata; Mammalia; Rodentia; Heteromyidae
Gene: Rnf207
Product: ring finger protein 207
Biological process (GO): regulation of cardiac muscle contraction; regulation of heart looping
Cellular component (GO): perinuclear region of cytoplasm
Molecular function (GO): transmembrane transporter binding; Hsp70 protein binding; zinc ion binding
Source: RefSeq, a predicted model, not a curated record